Botrytis deweyae is the source of this 330-nucleotide messenger RNA. RefSeq lists its product as uncharacterized. The record is from RefSeq and is a predicted model, not a curated record. The transcript has 2 exons. The coding region runs from base 1 to 330 and encodes 109 amino acids. Lineage: Eukaryota; Fungi; Ascomycota; Leotiomycetes; Helotiales; Sclerotiniaceae.
AUGAGUGAAGUCAAAUCAAAUCGCAAUCGCUCAAUCCUUCCUCAUAUUAUCAACUUCAAUAUUCCUUUUCUCGUGCUCGAAAUUCCGGAGAUCACGGCGAUCAUUUUGAUCCAAAAGCCAUUAAAUCCAAGCGCAUUUAGACGUUCUAGCCCCGAGUCUCUAGGACGAAACCCUCAAAUUAUCUUCAGGGCCUUCUGGAUCUUGCAAAAGUUGAUUGGGCUCCGAUUUCAUUCUAGGAGUAAUCUCCAGUAUUUUCACAGCAUUUCCGAACAUAAGCACCAAUCUUUACUGCAUCACCCCCUAGCAGCUUGUAUCUUUUGGCGCAAGUAG